UGUUCCUGUAUUCAAAGCCUCAAAGGUUUGGUCAUCAUGAGAUACACCUGCAUUGCUAUCAUCUUGUGCAGCAUCUUAAAAAAUGCCAGUGGCCAGUACAAUGUCAGCGGCAAACUUUUAGUUUUUCUCCUUGAUGGCUUACGGUAUGACUACCUCAACAAUCUGGACACUUUUCCUGGGUUCCAAAAGAUUGUGGAAAAUGGAGUGAAAGUGGAUUACCUGACUCCAGAAUUCCCUAGUCUGUCCUUCCCAAACUACUACUCACUAAUGACAGGCCGAUACACUGAAGUGCACCAGAUGAUUGCUAACAAGAUGUGGGACAUGAAACCAAAUACGGAAUUCAGUCUUGAUGACCCUCUGUGGUGGAAUGGAUCCGAGCCGCUCUGGGUGACCAUGCAGAAACUGGACAAGAGGGUCUACAUGUACUACUGGCCAGGGUGUGAUGUUGAGAUUCUAGGAGUGAGACCAUCCUUCUGUGAACCAUACAAACCAAAUAUAACUGAGAAGAACUUGACAGAUGCCAUGGAACAUGCCCUUGAUGCGCUAAAUGAUGGUCAAGCUGAUAUGGCUGCCGUGUUUUAUGACAAGGUGGAUGUGAUAGGCCAUUUAUUUGGGCCUCAGUCACUUUCAGACGAGCUUCAUUGUCUGGAUAGAGCCAUGAAGGCUCUCAAUGAAAAAGUUGUGGAAAAAAACAUGAGCGAUGUCCUGAACAUUGUCAUGUUCUCUGAUCACGGCAUGUCAGAGAUCACAAACCUCAUUGAACUGGACAAACACAUCAAUUUGUCUGAUGUCUUCAUGGUGCUGGACGUUGGUCCUGUCAUGAGCCUGUGGCCUAAAGAAGAAAAGUUUGAAGAGAUAUUCACUGCUCUUAGUGCACUGGAAAAUAUGACAACCUACCGCAGAGCUGACAUCCCUGAUCGAUUCAAUUACAAAAAAGGGAAAUUUGUUUCAACUCUGACCCUUGUAGCCAAACCAGGCACGGUCAUCACUCCUACUUUUCAGGCCGUAUUGGACCUUCACUUCCAGCCAAGUACCAGUGGAGGCAAACAUGGUGCACAUGGCUACGACAAUGAACUUGUUGAGAUGAGAGGGUUCUUUGUAGCAAAAGGCCCAGAUUUCAAAAGCAACUUCCGUGCUGGACCAAUCAGAGCGGUAGAUGCCUACAGUGUCAUGUGUCAUACUCUUGGGAUCGAGCCGCUCCCCAAUAACGGCUCAUUCGACCGCGUGAGGGCCAUGCUGAGAGAGUCCAGUACAGCGGUCCCAGUAACCCAGGACAGCUGCCUCCUGGUCUUGAUAGGACUGUUCACAUGUUUACAUGUGUCACUUCACUAAAAUCCAUCCCCAUUGUGUUUCAUCUGCAUUUACCUCAAUGCCACACAGUCAGUAAAUGAGCCUGAAAAGAAUGCAACUUUAUUUCUGUGCUUCAGAAAAUAAUAUGUUGCUCAGUAUCCAUGUUAGAUAUAUAAAUAAAUAAUUGAUCUACUGUAGUCUGUGAAGGGAAAAGGAUCAAGAUGGAAUUAAACAUUUUAUUUGAUACUUGUGUUUCUGUAAGAUCUACACUAUUGAAUGGACUCUUCUGUUAAAGCAAUCUCAUAUAGGCCUACUGUUCCUUAUAAUCAAUACUUCCAUUGUCUUGCGAAUUCAUUCUUCUGUUGGAAACUAACCUUAGUUCUUCAAGUUCUUCUCUAUUUGAUACUUCUGUGUCAGUAUAGCUGGUGUGUACUGUAGAUGGCAAAUCAUGUGUUGUAUGACGAUAAAAAUGUUCAUAAUGUCCUUGAUUCUUAAUUAACUCGUUGUAUUGUCCAAAUAAUGUGUGUGUGCAGAGAAGGUGUAAUGACACAAUGAUGCAAUGGUAUUAUACGAUGCAAGGUAGCCUAUAAAUGUGUGUGUGAGAAACAACUGAUUGUCUCUUGGGAGCACAGGCUUAGUCUCCAAAUCCUGAAUGCCUGGGGCUGGUUGCACAAAACACCUUAAGGUUUUCCCUUAAAAUCUGAUUUAAGGCCCCUUAAAAUAAGAUCAGUUGCACAAACACCUUAACAUUUUCCCUCAAGUAUUUAAGGUUUUUUCCUUAUCUUGUUAGAAAUCCCUUAAACCGUUGCACAAACGACCUAGCAGCCUAUGUUAAUGCUGAUUAAUGAAGUUAAUUCAUCACUUUUGAAAAUGUAAAAUAAAACGUCUGCUAAUAUCCUUACUCUA
Molecule: messenger RNA, 2196 nt
Organism: Sardina pilchardus (European sardine)
Lineage: Eukaryota; Metazoa; Chordata; Actinopteri; Clupeiformes; Clupeidae
Product: glycerophosphocholine cholinephosphodiesterase ENPP6-like
Exons: 8
Coding region: 37-1332 (431 amino acids)
Biological process (GO): choline metabolic process; lipid metabolic process
Cellular component (GO): plasma membrane
Molecular function (GO): glycerophosphodiester phosphodiesterase activity
Source: RefSeq, a predicted model, not a curated record